Paramecium octaurelia is the source of this 1082-nucleotide messenger RNA. The record is from the annotation of a GenBank genome assembly. NCBI's taxonomy places the organism in Eukaryota, Ciliophora, Oligohymenophorea, Peniculida, Parameciidae.
AUGAAAUAAUAAAGAGGAAGGCAAACCGAUAUUUCCCAUUCAGAAUCUGAGAUCUAUAAAAAUUUGGGGCUUAUUCACAAUAAAUCUGGGAAGGUUCAGCAAUAAUAAAAGCCAAAGGAGAAACCCAAAAGCUAGACUUAAAAGAAAUCUUAAUCAAGUCUGAAAUCACAAGAAAAUAAGCUCACCAAAAAAAUGAAAGAUUAUGAAAAAUAGAUCUCGGAACUAAGAUAAUAAUUAUAAGAUGAUCAAGCAAAUUAAUAAUAUAUUGAUAAUUUCAAUAGUAAAGAGUAAUAAUUCAAAUUAUUUAUUUUAGAGAGCAUUAUGAAAAACUUAUAGAAACCUAUGAAGAGACAAUUCACCAACUUAAAUAAACAGAAAUUAAUUUAUUAGAAGAAUUGUAAGGUCAGAGUGAAAUAGCAAGGGAUGCUUUGAAUAAAUUAUAUCAAUUUUAAUAGGAAUAUAAUAUUUCGCAUGAGGAAUUGAGAAAGCAUUAUGAGUGUAUAAUAAUAGUCAUAUUAUUUAGAAAUGAUUAAAGAUAAGGAGAAAGAAUUAAACUUAAAAUAUGAGCUUCAAUUACAAUAAUUGGAAAAUAUGAAUCAGCAUUCAAGAAUAUCGGAACCAAAAGCGACUUAAGAGCUUUCAAAGAAAUUAAAAGAUAUGGCAAAGAAAGAAGAAUUGUAUUUAGAGGAAAUAGAGAGUUUGAAGAACUAGUUAAAUUAAAAAAAGUCUAUUGUUAAGGAGAAGGUAUUUAUUAAUUUAAAUAAUAGGAGUUAAGAUAAAAAUUAAUUGAUUUAGAAUCAAAGUUGUAAUUGUGGGAUGACAAUUUGGAAAGAUCCAAAUCAAUGGAAUAUGAAAACACAACACUAAAAACUAAAAUAUAAUAAUUGGAGAAACAAUUGCAGCGUAAAGAGGAUAAAGAGAGAAGGCUUAAAGAUGAAUGGAAUAAAUAGUAUUAGGAAUUAUAAUCAGAAGUUAUGGUACAGUUUCAAUAUAAUUAGUAUUGGAAAAAUGAAAUGGACAAAGUCAUUAUGCAAAAUAAUCUUGUACUUUCUAAAAUAACACCAUCCAAGAAAAAAUAUUGA